Hemiscyllium ocellatum (epaulette shark) is the source of this 2037-nucleotide messenger RNA. Its product is annotated as gastrula zinc finger protein XlCGF17.1-like. The record is from RefSeq and is a predicted model, not a curated record. The coding region runs from base 616 to 1500 and encodes 294 amino acids. NCBI's taxonomy places the organism in Eukaryota, Metazoa, Chordata, Chondrichthyes, Orectolobiformes, Hemiscylliidae. Gene Ontology annotation, molecular function: RNA polymerase II cis-regulatory region sequence-specific DNA binding; DNA-binding transcription factor activity, RNA polymerase II-specific. Gene Ontology annotation, cellular component: transcription regulator complex; PcG protein complex. The transcript is spliced from 2 exons. Gene Ontology annotation, biological process: regulation of transcription by RNA polymerase II.
CCGCGGGAGGAGGGAGACUGGGGAGUUUAUAAACUUCUCGGGGGAGGCCUGAGGUCUCCAAUGAAAGCCGCACAGGCCCACUGUUGACUUCACCGGCGAAGGACCCCUCGGGUUGCCCGGGCAACCGACGGCCAUCUUUGUGAGGGUCAGGCGGAAGUUGUCUUUUGGCCGGGCUGGCGGGUGGCCAUCUUGGUGAAGGCACCGUUCGCCGUCAUUUCCGGGAGAGUAUUGGAAAAUCUGAAGACGGAAGUUUCAAGGUCAACAGAUGAAGGGCUUAUGCCCAAAACGUUGACUCUCCUGCUCCUCGGAUGCUGCCUGACCUGCUGUGCUUUUCCAGCGCUGCAAUUUUCGACUCUGACUCUCCAGCAUCUACAGUCUUCACUUUGAUGUCAAUGUCUGACAGUCACUCAGUCCAUCGGGACCGCAACAGUUUUCAACUAUGAGUCUGUGAGAAGGAGGAAAGCUUUUUGGUUCUCAUUUGAGUACGUUUUCAGCAUCAGUGGGAUUGGAUGAGAGACCCAACUGUUGCAGCGCACUGAAUGAGGAGUGUGUAGCAGCUAUACGGCCUGGAAAGAGGAAUUCACGACGUGUUUGUGCGCGACUGAAGCUUUGGCCAUGGAGAAACCCGAGGAAUCCCGCCCCGUGGAGAAACCAUGGAAGUGUGGUGACUGUGGGAAAGGCUUCCGUGCUCCGUCUGCCUUGGAGAUUCGUCGGCGCAGUCACACCGGAGAGGGGCCGUUCUUCUGCCCUGAGUGCAGGAAGGCCUUCAGCAAUUCCUCCGCCCUGCAGGCCCACCAGCAGGUCCACACAGGGGAGAGGCCGUUCCCCUGCACUGAGUGCGGGAAGAUCUUUAGCAAUUCCUCCAUCCUGCUGAAGCACCGGCGGGUACACACAGGGGAGAGACCCUUCAGCUGCCCUGAGUGCGGGAAGGCCUUUACACAGGCGUCCAUCCUGCUGACCCACCGGCGGAUCCACACUGGGGAGAGGCCGUUCUCCUGCCCCGAGUGUGGGAAGGGAUUUAGUCAGGUGGGCAACUUGCAUGUGCACCAGCGGGUCCACACUGGGGAGAAGCCCUUCACGUGCCCUGAAUGCGGGAAGGCCUUCAGCUAUUCCUCGGACCUGCUGAAGCAUCAGCGCGUCCACACCGGGGAGAGGCCCUUCAGUUGCCCCGAGUGCGGGAAAGCCUUCAGCGAUUCCUCCGACCUGCUGAAGCACCGAAGGGUCCACACGGGGCAGAUGCCCUUCAGCUGCCCCGAGUGCAGGAAGGCCUUUAGCGAUUCCUCUGCCCUGGUGAAGCAUCGGCGAGUGCACACGGGGGAAAGGCCCUUCAGCUGCCCCGAGUGCGGGAAAAGCUUUGCCCGGGCCUCCAACCUGCUGACCCACCGGCGGAUCCACACGGGGGAGAGGCCCUUCAGCUGCCUCGAAUGCGGGAAGGGCUUCACCCGCUCUUCCCACCUCCGGAGCCACCAGCGAGUUCACGUGCCAUCGCAGGGUGAUUGAAGGAGUGACGGCCAAGUGUCAUUAUCGACUGGACGAUCAACCCAGUUCCAGGGACUUCCGGGUUCAAUUCCCACCAUGACAGAUGGUGGAAUUGGAAUUUGGUCAGAAAUCUGGAGUUCAGAAUCUAACGGUGAAACCAUUUUAGGGGUGUGGGGGUGGAGAAACCCCCAUCUGAUUCACUCAGUUGUCCCAGCUGCAUCCUUUACCCGGUCUGGACUGUACGUGACUCCAGACCCACAGCUGUGCACCCACUCCCGCCCCCCAAAAAAGCCCCUGGCAAAGGAGCGGGGAGAAACUUACUUGGACACAGGGUAUGGGUUGAAAUUGCUGAGUGAGGCAAUACUUCCUCCGGGUUACGGCUGUACCAAGGAUCCAAUUACAAAGAGACAACUCCGUGCUGCCCAAUAUUAAAGGAAGGGGGGGGCGGGGGUCUGUGUGCACUUUGAUCUUGAGGUGUUUUUUUAAAAAUCUACUAUGCUUUCUCUGCCUUUUUGCUGGGGGUGGUGGAAUCUGAAGCUGUAACAAAGUUGGGUCACA